Molecule: messenger RNA, 1098 nt
Organism: Asparagus officinalis (garden asparagus)
Lineage: Eukaryota; Viridiplantae; Streptophyta; Magnoliopsida; Asparagales; Asparagaceae
Exons: 8
Coding region: 23-841 (272 amino acids)
Source: RefSeq, a predicted model, not a curated record
UUUCUUUGAGACUCAUAUAAACAUGGUAAUGAUUCAAAUAGAUGAAUGUUACAUUCUUUUGCAUUUUGACCAUUCUAAUUGUCUGAUAAUAAACAGUGAGAAGAUGUACCGUAACAAAACGCCUACCGUUCAGAGUUCUACUUCUGGUAAUGCACCAAGUAAUCAAUCACAUGCAGAAUUAUUGAAAAAGAAACGUUCUCAUGCAGCAACUAGUUAUCUGCCAUACGUGAAUUCUACAGGGAAUGGAUCUGGUUCUAAUCCGAGUACAAAACGUACUCGUCUGCAAACUUCCAAUCAAGAAUGCCAAAAUUCUGUAGCAGAUGGACUGAAUUCUAGUAGUACUGUUGUCACCACAGAACGAACUACUACUGGGAUUAGAGUUAGUGCACGUCUUCAGCAACAAAGUGUUAAUGAUCAGCCAGUGGUAAACACCAUAGUUGAAGAGCGAGAUGAUAAUGUGAUGUCAGAUAUUAAUCAGGAGCCUCCUUCAGGUACAACCAAAAAGGUGCGAGGGAAGACAAGAGGAGUGAAUGCAGAUAAGGUGUUCUCCCAAUUGAAUUCUAAAAUACCUGUGACUCUGACUGAAGAAAAUGGCAGACCUACUGGCCCUUAUGCUGAGAUGUUUGCAAAUGAAAUUGGUUACACAAUUCGAAACUACGUCCCACUGAAUGUGGAAAAAUGGAAGAAGAUUGAAAAAGCAGAUGUGGAGAACUUGAUCAAAAGAAUGCAGAAUAAAUUUGAAUUUGAUAUGUCGCUCCCUUGGGUCCAGAGAUAUGUAAUUACAACAUGUCAGACCGUAUAUUGUAAUUUUCGUUAUAAGUUAAAGAAACAUUUUGAGUAGUUUUCAACAAUUGAGGAGGCAAUUCAAAACAAACAUGAAGCUGUCAAGACUCAGGAAGAAUGGGAGUUUCUUUGCACUCAUUUUUCUAGUGAAAAGUUUAAGAUUCGCUCAGAGAAGAAUGUUCUUAAUAGGUCAAAGUUGACAUAUCACCACAAAGCUGGGUCAAAAUCAUUUAUGUCACACCAAGAGCAAAUUGCAACACAGAACGGAGAGAUGCAAGGUGCAAUUGAUCGUUUUGAAACAGAGUAUAGAAGUAC